Molecule: messenger RNA, 607 nt
Organism: Lytechinus variegatus (green sea urchin)
Lineage: Eukaryota; Metazoa; Echinodermata; Echinoidea; Temnopleuroida; Toxopneustidae
Product: urokinase-type plasminogen activator-like
Exons: 4
Coding region: 76-348 (90 amino acids)
Source: RefSeq, a predicted model, not a curated record
AUAGGCCCAUGGUUUGUCAUAUCAUAUAAGUUGUCUGACUGCUCCGAACGAGAAGGACCGAUUUUUUCUUCCAAGAUGAUUUCCUUACUAAGACUUGCUCUUUACUGUUAUGCUAUUAGCAUUGUUGCUGGUCAAGGAACCGAAGACUUGUUUGGAGGGUCUGGAGACGGAGAAGACUUGUUUGGAGGGUCUGGAGACGGAGGUGAUUGCCAGUGUAUCAACGGAGGUGUAUGUCAGAUCGAUGGCACGUGCGAUUGCCCUGAAGAAUUUGGAGGCUCUCAAUGUCAAAUUCCACGUAAGACUUUUAUACGCCCGUCUCGAUGGGACGUAUUACAUGAAUUAUGGUAAACGCGAUUACUUCAGUAAUUUAACUUAACCUAGGCUCCUAUAAUCUGGUAAAAAGAGUGGUAGGUAUGAUACUAGCGUGGAUACCAGGAAGGUCAAAAAGUCAAAGGUUACAGUGACCUAUUUUCAUCUUACCCUUCUGCAGUUGUUGUAAACGUAAUAGCUUCAGUUGAACUUAACCUAGACUAAUAUAAUUUGGUGUGUAUGAUACUAGCAUAGAUCCUAACAAUUCUAUUGAUUUUGAGGUCAGAAGGUCAAAGGU